Messenger RNA from Myotis myotis, 2661 nucleotides. It is a transcript of the gene THNSL1, whose product is annotated as threonine synthase like 1. The record is from RefSeq and is a predicted model, not a curated record. Bases 365 to 2596 code for a protein of 743 amino acids. Lineage: Eukaryota; Metazoa; Chordata; Mammalia; Chiroptera; Vespertilionidae. The transcript has 4 exons. Gene Ontology annotation, cellular component: cytoplasm.
CUGUGGUCGGGGGGCCGGGGCCGGAGGUGUGGGGAUCGGUCCCCGGUCCCGUAGCGACACUGACUGCUCCUGGACACGCCCUCCCAUUUCUUUCUCUUUCCCCGUCUUCUCAGUGUGAUUUUCUGGUUAUAAAGUGGAAAAGUGGACUGUAAAGUCGAAUUAAAUACUCAAGACCAUUGAGAGGAUAUCUAGCAGCAAAAGGAAACAACAGGAAAUGCUUAGUUGGCUUUGAUACUAAGAUAAACGCAAUGACUCUACUUUUUUGCAAAGAUUGACUUUGUCUCAGCAUCUACAAACUCUUCAUCAAGAUUGGAUUAAAGCCAGUUUUUAGGUUGGCUUUGGCAAAAAAAAAAGUGAAAAGAGAAUGCUCCACUUUAACCGAUGUCAACAUCUGAAACAAAUAACCCAGAAAUGUUUUUCUUUUAUACAUGUUAAAACGGAUAAACAUGCACAGCUAUAUCUUUCAAGAACCUUUGCACUUGCAGAAUUAAGGAAGUCAUGUCACUCAACUCACUCUCUUGUUGGAGACAAAAAUAUUAUCCUGAUGGGACUGCCUGGAGCUGGGAAAACAACAGUAGGCAGAAUAAUAGGGCUGAAACUAGGUUGUUGUGUCAUAGAUGUGGAUGAUGAUAUCCUUGAAAAAACCUGGAAUAUGAGUGUGUCUGAAAAAUUACAGGAUGUUGGUAAUGAACAAUUUUUAGAAGAGGAAGGAAAAGCUGUGUUAAACUUCACUACAUCUGGAAGUGUGAUUUCCCUUACUGGGUCUAACCCAAUGCAUGAUACUAGCAUGUGGCAUCUGAAGAAAAAUGGAAUAAUCGUAUACCUGGAUGUACCUCUAAUAGAUAUAGUUAAUCGUCUAAAAUUAAUGAAAAUAGAUAGGAUUGUAGGUCAGAAUUCUGGGACAGCUAUGAUAGACUUACUUAAAUUUAGAAGACAGUAUUAUAAGAAGUGGUAUGAUACCCGUGUUUUUUGUGAAAGUGGGGCUUCCCCAGAGGAGGUAGCUGACAAAGUGCUUAAUGAAGUUAAAAGAUACCAAGAUGUGGACUCAGAAACAUUCAUUUCAACAAGACACAGUUGGCCUAAAGACGGUGAGCAGAAGGUUUCGACAAAAUUCUUCAGUGAAGCUGUGAUUGAGGGAUUGGCUUCUGAUGGUGGACUCUUUGUUCCUGAGAAGGAAUUUCCAAAAUUAGACUGUGGGGAGUGGAAAAGAUUAGUAGGAGCAACGUACAUAGAAAGAGCACAAAUACUGUUGGAAAAGUGUAUACAUCCUGCUGACAUACCUGCUGCCAAAUUGGGAAAAAUGAUUGAAACUGCUUAUGGGGAAAACUUUGUCUGCUCAAAAAUUGCCCCUGUCAGGCAUCUUUCAGGCAACCAGUUCAUCCUGGAGUUGUUUUAUGGACCAACAGGAUCAUUUAAAGAUUUGUCUUUACAGCUUAUGCCUCACCUUUUUGCACACUGUAUUCCACCCAGUUGCAAUUAUAUGAUACUUGUAGCAACUUCAGGAGACACAGGGAGCGCUGUCUUAAAUGGUUUUAGUAACCUUAAUAAAAAUGACAAGCAAAGAAUAGCUGUGGCCACAUUUUUCCCUGAGAAUGGAAUAAGUGAUUUUCAAAAAGCACAGAUAAUUGGCAGUCAGGAAGAAAAUGGUUGGGCAAUGGGUGUCAAGUCAGAUUUUGAUUUUUGCCAGACAGCUAUAAAAAGAAUUUUUAAAGAUUCUGAUUUUACUGGUUUCCUUACCGUGGAAUAUGGAACAAUCUUAAGUUCAGCUAAUUCCAUAAACUGGGGCCGAUUGCUUCCCCAAGUAGUUUAUCAUGCUUCUGCAUAUCUUGAUCUUGUUAGCCAAGGCUUUAUUUCCUUUGGAAGCCCAGUGGAUGUCUGUAUCCCCACAGGAAACUUCGGUAACAUUUUAGCCGCAGUGUAUGCCAAAAUGAUGGGAAUCCCUAUUCGAAAAUUUAUUUGUGCCUCUAAUCAGAACCACGUUUUGACUGAUUUUAUAAAAACAGGACAUUAUGACCUAAGAGAAAGGAAAUUAGCACAAACUUUUUCACCAGCAAUAGAUAUUCUUAAAUCUUCAAACCUGGAACGACAUUUACACUUGCUGGCUAAUAAAGAUGGACAAUUAAUGACAAAAUUAUUUAAUCAAUUGGAAGAGCAGCAUCACUUUCAGAUCGAAAAGAAUCUAGUUGAGAAACUUCAGCAGGAUUUUGUAGCUGACUGGUGCUCUGAGGGAGAGUGCCUCGCAGCUAUUCACUCCACCUACAAUAAUUCCGGGUAUAUUUUGGAUCCACACACUGCUAUUGCAAAAGUGGUUGCAGAUAGAAUGAAAGACAAAACUUGCCCAGUGAUUGUCACAUCUACAGCUCAUUACUCAAAGUUUGCACCUGCUAUCAUGCAGGCCUUAAAGAUUCAAGAAAUCAACCAAACGUCGUCAAGUCAGCUUUAUUUAUUGAGUUCAUACAAUGCAUUACCUCCACUACAUGAGGCUUUAUUAGAGAGAACAAAACAGCAAGAGAAGAUGGAGUACCAGGUCUGUGCAGCUGAUGUGAAUGUCCUGAAGAGUCAUGUGGAAAAACUAAUACAAAAUCAAUUCAUAUAAGUUUUCUGAGUAAAAUAAUUUUUUUUUUGUUAAUAACCAUGCAAUAAUAAAUCACAAGAAUUGAU